This is a messenger RNA of Prunus armeniaca (apricot), 846 nucleotides long. NCBI's taxonomy places the organism in Eukaryota, Viridiplantae, Streptophyta, Magnoliopsida, Rosales, Rosaceae. The record is from the annotation of a GenBank genome assembly.
AUGGCCUGCAGAGGGUGCUGGGAGUGCAUAUUGAAGCUAUUGAACUUUGUUCUGACCCUUGUGGGGCUGGCCAUGGUGGGUUAUGGGAUCUACUUGCUGGUUGAAUACCUGAAAGCUGCUGACACAGUUGCCAUGUCUUCGCUUGUGGGUGACAAUCAAGCUUUGAUACAGCUCAGCCGACCUAUGCUCAUGACUGUGUCUCUUUCAUCUGAUAUAUGGGAUAAUUUGCCAAAAGCUUGGUUCAUCUACUUGUUUAUUGGAAUUGGAGCAAUUAUAUUUGUCAUCUCUUGUUUUGGUUGCGUGGCCGCCAUGACACGGAAUGGCUGCUGCUUGAGUUGUUAUUCGGUUUUGCUGAUCCUUUUGAUAUUGGUAGAGCUGGCAGGUGCAGCCUUUAUAUUCUUUGACAAAAGCUGGGAAGCUGAAAUCCCAACAGAUAAAAGUGGAGAUUUUGAGAUGAUAUAUGCAUUUCUGAGAGCUCACUGGGACAUUGUUAGAUGGGUUGCUCUUGGAGCCGUUGUCUUUGAGGCUCUACUUUUCUUGCUAGCUCUUGUGGUUAGGGCAGCAAACAGACCAGCAGAGUAUGACAGUGAUGAUGAGCUCAUAGCUCCAAGACAACAAAUUAGACAGCCAUUGAUCAGUAACAGGCCAGCAGUUCCGGCAACUGGUGUACCUGUUGCUGGGGCUAGUGAUCAACGACCGAACAGAAGUGAUGCUUGGAGUACACGCAUGAGGGAAAAGUACGGGCUUGAUACAGCUGAGUUUACAUACAACCCAUCUGAGUCAAACAGGUUCCAGCCGGUACCAGCUCAGCCACAAGAAGAAAGGAGCCGAUGCAGCAUCAUGUGA